CAGUGCAGAAGAAGGCUUCAGACGUGCACUUGCUAGCCUGUGGUAAUGCAGCUUGUGCCUGUGCUGUGGCUGCUCUGCAGUGAGCUUUUCACUCUUUCAGCAUCCUUCGAGAUUACUAUCCUGCACACCAACGAUGUCCAUGCUCGUAUAGAGCAGACCAACAGGGACUCUGGUAAAUGUGGCGACCCUACGAACUGCUACGGAGGGGUGGCCAGGAGACUCACCAAGAUCAAGGAGAUCCGCGCCAGCCAUAAGAAUGUUCUUCUAUUGGAUGGAGGCGACCAGUUUCAGGGGACUAUUUGGUUCAAUGUUUAUAAAGGAGAGGAGGCUGCAUAUUUCAUGAACCACCUAAAGUACGAUGCCAUGGCUCUGGGAAAUCAUGAAUUUGACAAUGGAGUUUCUGGGCUUUUGAGCCCAUUCCUGAUGGACGUAAACUUUCCUGUUCUGAGUGCCAACAUAAAAUCAGACAACCACCUUGCAUCUAACAUCACUGGAUAUUUCCUCCCAUUUAAGAUUCUGGAUGUUGGUGGUGAAAAGAUUGCAAUUGUUGGAUAUACCUCAAAAGAAACCCCAGUAUUAUCUGACCCAGGCCCACAUUUGAUAUUUGAAGAUGAAAUUUCUGUGCUGCAACAAGAAGUUUCUAAAGUGCUAACUCUUGGUGUAAAUAAAGUUAUAGCGCUGGGACACUCAGGCUUUGAAACCGAUAAGCUCAUUGCUCAGAAAGUGAGAGGAGUAGAUGUAGUAGUGGGAGGACACACAAAUACUUUUCUUUAUACAGGCACGCCACCCUCCAACGAGGUACCUGUCGGGAAAUAUCCUUUUAUAGUAAAUUCUGAUGAUGGUCGAUCAGUGCCAGUUGUCCAAGCAUAUGCAUUUGGAAAAUAUCUUGGCAACUUAAGUAUUACAUUUGAUGAACAAGGAAAUGUUUUACAUUCUUCUGGAAAUCCAAUUCUUCUGGACAGCAGCAUUCCUGAAGAUCCUGCGCUUUUAGCAGAAAUUAACAAAUGGAGGGAGAAAAUAAAUAAUUUCUCCUCUGAAGUAAUUGGAAAAACCUUGGUGUUUUUAAAUGGUUCUUCUCUGGAGUGUCGAUUUCGAGAGUGCAACUUGGGAAAUCUGAUAUGUGAUGCUAUGAUAUAUAACAAUAUCCGGAAUCCUGAUGAAGUGAGAUGGAACCAUGUAUCCCUCUGCAUCAUGAAUGGCGGUGGAAUAAGAGGAUCAAUUGACGAGAAAACUUCCAAUGGAACCAUAACUCGUGAAGACUUGUUAUCAGUGCUACCGUUUGGGGGUACUUUUGAUCUAAUUGAAAUUAAAGGAUCGACCCUCGAAAAAGCAUUCGAGCACAGCGUGCACCGUUAUGGGGCCAGUAGUGGGGAGUUUUUACAAGUUGGCGGAAUUAAAGUGGUUUACAACCUCAAUAAUAAACCUGGAGAAAGAGUUGUCAAAUUACACGUUAUAUGCACCAAAUGUCGAGUACCAAAAUAUGUUCCAGUGCAGAUGGAUGAAGUGUAUAAAGUUGUUCUUCCUGCUUACCUUACUGAAGGGGGAGAUGGUUUUAGUAUGCUAAAAAAUGAGAGUCUGAAGCAUGAUAGCGGUGAUCUUGAUAUAGCAGUGGUUGGGAAUUAUAUUCAAAAAAUGUUAAGAGUCUACCCUGCGGUGGAAGGGAGGAUUCAGUUUUCAGAAGAUGACACUAGCCAUUCUUCUUCAAACAGCAUUCAGAUGAACUUUUCAUUCUUUCCCUUGAUGACAUUACUUGUAUUAAUACAUGCAAUACUCUGAAAGUCAUCAUCAAAGAUGUGAAGCAAAGAUUUAUUCUUGGUAUAAAAUGUUGUCUCUACUUGUCUUUUCUAGCAAAUAUUGUAUAUACCGUGAUAAUGGUUUAGGAGUUAAGGAGCCAGGGUGGCACAGCAAGCUAUGCUGGUUCCACAUCACACAAACUAUGUAAAUAGCAAAGCUUGCAGUUCUACUUUUUUUUCCUUAACUUGAAACCACAAAGAGCUGCCCACUAGGCUGUUUCCAUAGUCUUGACCAACCAAUCCAGUCCAGAUGCGGUCAGCAGUGGCAUGUGUUGUGGAUAAAUCUCUGAAAUAGGAAUAACACUUUAAUAAAACAUAUAAAACGGGGAUAAAAAUAGGGAUACAUUUAUGAUCACUUUGGGUUCAACUGCUGGGAGCGCAUAAUCAUCAGAUCUGGAGCAUGGAUUAGGCUGUAGUGCACAUGCACUGUGUAUAGAGCUGAUGGAGAUAGCUGAGCACUGUACUCAGCCAUCUCCGUCAGCCCAGCAAACAGUGAAUGGAGCGGUGCUCAUGCAUGUUGUUUAUUGCAAAAGUAAAAAUCAUUUAAGUAUUAUGGGGGGAAUUUACCAUUACUUUUUACACUGGAGUUGCUACGGGCACUUGCGCCAAAUUUUUGAAGAUGGCAGACAGUAAUAAUACAUUUGGUGCAAUUGCUAUGCGGUUGCACCCGUUUCAGUAAAACUAAGACUGGGGGAUGCCUGGCAUGGAGUUGCAACUUUUCAAAAAUUUGCACUUCAUAAAUAUGUCAAAAAAGUUAUCUACUUUGAAAUUCUGACCAAGGUUUUAAUCUGUAGAUGAGCAAAAGAAAAAGCCAGCACUCAAUGUCUCCAAAUAAAAUCAAGUAUUUAAUGAAAAUCCACAGAAGCCCCUUUUACCUCCCCUUCUCUUCCCCUAUACCCCCUUCAUAAUCCCCACCCACAGCUAAAUCUGACUUUUUAGGUGACUCUCAAACUGAGAACCUUAUUUGUUCUCUAGAGAGACAGACUACAUAUUAUUCUGGAUGUGAAUUCCUUUACAUUAGUAGUUGAUCUGUUAUAUUCAAAUAAAGAAAAAUAUUCCAGCUCACUAUGAAAUCCCUCUGCACGGAACAGACUGGACAGGUCCUUGGCGUAUGAACAGAAGAAAAAGUUCCAGCAUCCAGGAUAAAAUGUUGCCAACUUCUUUAUUAAACUGUUAUAUUCCAAUUAAACAGACAAUGUAAAUGAAGUUUAAUAAAGAAAUUGGCAACAUUUUAUCCUGGAUGCUGGAACUUUUCCUUGUGUUCAUAGUUGAUCAAUGUUAAUGUUACUUCCUUUCCUGUAUAUACAUAACAUUUUCAAAAAAAGAUAAACGAAAAAAGCAUUAGAACAUACUACAUAACUGGUCAACGAGUUUUGAACAGAAAGUUCUUAAUCGUGACCGACAAACUUUCAGCUUGAAGCGCAAUAACCAGUUAUGCGGUAUGUGGUCACGCGCGUUUUAAUGUAUUUUUAUUAAGUACUGGAUUGGGAGGCAUUGAGUGCUGGAAUUUUCUUUUGCUCCUGGCUCCAUGCACAGAUCUCUUCAAAUCAAGGGGUUUUCUUUUAUACCUGUAGGUGGAGCUGGACGGUGUAGUGCUCAAAAAGUUGUACAAUUUGUGUACAACCCCCCCCUGCAACUUUUUGAAGCCAGAAUUCUAGUGUGCAGAGCUUGAUAAAUCCCCUCUUAGAGUUUACAGUAAAUAGCUGCUAUAUACAAAUGCACAAUUUGGUAUAAAAGCCACAUGGAAAUAUGCUGCUCUGUUUUUCAUGUAAGGAACUUGUAUUUGUAUUCCAUAGUGGAGGAAAAAGUGGUAAUCUAUAUUUUGUAAUAAAUUGUUGGGUUUAGGGCGGUGAUGGCUGACCUCCAGCACUCCAGCUGUGGGGAAACUAGGACUCCCAGCACACGCCAUUCAUUUCUAUGGAGUUCUGAGAACAGCCAAGCAACUGGAGUGCUGGAGGUUAGCCAUCACAGGUUUAGGGUUUCUGUCACGUAUCGUUUAUUUGUGUCACCUUUUAUGUUGUCACUUUCUAGAGCAUACAACCAUCACUGGGUCUGUGCUGUGCUGCAGUUCUGUGUGCAUAACUGAAAGGCGUGUACAUACUUUGGAGCCAUUUUAGCAGCUGUCCAUAAGGCAGGCAGCCCCUUUCCUCUGUACACUGAAGAAUAGUGUACUGGCAGUAUGCUUAUGCCAUACAUGCUCACCAUCUUAUUCCAAUGUACCAAUGUAGUAAAGAAUAAAGAAACCAUGGAUAAGG
Bufo gargarizans (Asiatic toad) is the source of this 4048-nucleotide messenger RNA. RefSeq names its product 5'-nucleotidase ecto (gene NT5E). NCBI's taxonomy places the organism in Eukaryota, Metazoa, Chordata, Amphibia, Anura, Bufonidae. The transcript has 9 exons. Gene Ontology annotation, molecular function: 5'-nucleotidase activity; nucleotide binding; metal ion binding. Gene Ontology annotation, cellular component: plasma membrane. Gene Ontology annotation, biological process: AMP catabolic process. The coding region runs from base 46 to 1776 and encodes 576 amino acids. The record is from RefSeq and is a predicted model, not a curated record.